Messenger RNA from Ichthyophthirius multifiliis, 810 nucleotides. Its product is annotated as serine threonine kinase ste20, putative. The record is from RefSeq and is a predicted model, not a curated record. Gene Ontology annotation, molecular function: ATP binding; protein kinase activity. The transcript is spliced from 7 exons. NCBI's taxonomy places the organism in Eukaryota, Ciliophora, Oligohymenophorea, Hymenostomatida. Gene Ontology annotation, biological process: protein phosphorylation.
AUGUCUAAAUUUUAAGAUGAAUAUACGAUUAAAAUAUAUGAGUCAUUUAUUUAUGAUAAUAAACUUUAUAUUGUUAUGGAAUAUUUUAAUGAAGGUUCUGUUUAAGAUUUGAUAAGAAAAAAUGGACCCUUAAGUGAAGAAUAUAUAUGCAUAAUUCUUAAAUAAGUUUUAAUAGCAUUAAAAUAUUUACAUGAUAAUAAUAAACUUCAUAGAGAUUUAAAAGCAUCAAAUAUUAUGCUUAAUAGAGAUGGUUCAAUAAAAUUAACUGAUUUUUCUUUAAGUUAAAAGUUUACAGACAUUUUAAGUAAAAAUAAAUAGCAUUUAACAAGCUUACCAUUUUGGUUAUCUCCAGAAACAAUAAAAUAUUCUAAAUAUGAUGCUAAAAGUGAUAUAUGGUCUGUUGCUAUAACAGCCUUAGAAAUGGCUUAUGGAAAACCUCCUUAUAGUGAUUUACCUUUGGGCAGUGCAAUAUUUUCUAUUACAAAUGAGGAAUUAUAAAUAGAUGAAGCUUUUUCUUCAUAAUUUAAAGAAUUCAUUAAAUUGUGCUUAAAUAAAGUAUCUUCUGAAAGGGCUUCAUGUGGAUCCUUAUUAUUAACAGAUUUUAUUUAAAGAGCUAAAAAAACUCAAUUUUUGACUGAGAUUUUUGAUCAAAUUAAUUAAGAAUAAGAAUGCUUAUACUAGUCUAUGAAAAAGGCUAUAAAAAGUAUUGAAAAACUUUCACCAGGGUUGACUAAAGAGAUAAUAAGUGGGAUUAUAAAUGAAUAUAAAAAAACAGGAGCAAGUGAUUUUUAGAUAUUCUUCGAUUGUUGA